AUGGACGCUAAAGUACCAAGAGUAGCUCUAGCCGGUGCCACCGGUAACGUCGGCACAGCCAUCCUCAAGCAUCUCGUCGCCGGCCAGUUCCGCGUGACAGUGAUAACCCGCAAGGACAGCGGCAUCGCGCGGGGUGAUUUCACGCCACCCAAGACGGGCGACGUGACGGUGCAGACGGUCGACUACUCGUCGGUGGCCGAGCUGACGGACGCGGUGCGCGAACACGACGCCGUCGUCGACGCCACGCGCGGCGGGCCCGAGAACGACACCCUGCGGCUCAUCGACGCCGCCGCCGCCGCGGGAGUGUACCGCUUCAUCCCGUCCGAGUACGGGCUCGACCCGCUCAACGAGAAAUGCCGCUCCCUGAUGUCGGCCGCCGUCGUGCCGCGGGCGGGCCAGCUGAAGCACCUCUGGGAUAGGUGCGCCGAGAGCGGCAUGACUUGGACGGCGGUUUCGUGCGGGCCGUUUCUGGACUGGGCGCUGCGCAACGGCUUCGCCAGGAUCGACAUCUUCAACCGCAAGGCGACGCUACUGGACGGCGGGGCCAACGUGACGGCGUGGACGACGCUCGACGAUGUCGGCAAGGCCGUCGCAGAGGUGCUGUUGCGGCCGCUCGAGACGGAGAACAGGCCUGUGUAUGUGCAUUCUGUGCAAAAGAGCUGCCACGAGAUGCUGACGCUGUGUCACGAUGCGUUUGGGACCACGAGGGAGGAUUGGGUCGUGGACAACGCCGACGCCCGGGCCGAGUUUGAAAGGGCCGAGGAGAAGGUCAAGGCGGGUGAGGUAGACGGGGAUGUGUUUCAGACCAUGAUGCUUUACAUGCUCAGCCAGCCCGAUAUGGCAUCCCCGUGGCCAAAGAGUGAUAAUGAGCUGCUGAGAAUCAAGGAGAUGACGGACGCAGAGGUCAUGGAGCUGAUUAGACAUUGCUUCAAGAAAGGGCCACUUUUGGAAUUCUGA
Molecule: messenger RNA, 957 nt
Organism: Pyricularia grisea
Lineage: Eukaryota; Fungi; Ascomycota; Sordariomycetes; Magnaporthales; Pyriculariaceae
Exons: 2
Coding region: 1-957 (318 amino acids)
Molecular function (GO): oxidoreductase activity, acting on the aldehyde or oxo group of donors, NAD or NADP as acceptor; NAD binding
Source: RefSeq, a predicted model, not a curated record